UUCAGGUGCCUGAAAUGUACUUUUAGGGCGCUACUUACGGUUAUGUGACUGAAAUAUGGGUGAAAGGACGGACGAUAGUGAUGUAGUAGUCACAAUAGGAGUUUGUGCAAUGGCAAAGAAAGCGAUGUCAAAACCAAUGAAGGAAAUUUUGAGAAGAAUGGACAAGUUCCAGCACAUUAAGAUAAUAAUAUUUGACGAGAAAAUGAUAUUAGAUUCACCAAUAGAGUCAUGGCCCAUCUGUGAUGCACUGGUCAGUUUUUAUUCUGAAGGAUUUCCUCUCAAAAAAGCUAUUGCUUAUUCGAAGCUGCGGAAGCCUUACCUUGUCAAUGAUCUUGAGUCCCAAUACAUUUUAAUGGAUAGAAGAAGGGUUUAUGAGUGCUUGACGAGAGAAGGUGUUCCAGUUCCGAGAUACGCAUUUGUUGAUAGAACAUCAGAAAACCCAGUGAAAGUUGUUGAGCUUGACGAUUCAAUUGAGAUUAAUGGUGAGGUUUUUCACAAACCAUUCGUAGAAAAACCUUUGCAUGCUGAAGAUCAUAAUAUCUACAUCUACUUCCCUAGCAGCGCUGGAGGAGGCAGUCAGCGUCUCUUUCGAAAAGUUGGAAAUCGCAGCAGCAAGUACUUUCCACACAGUAAUAUUCGAACAAAUGGAUCUUAUAUGUAUGAGGAAUUUAUGCCAACGGAUGGUACAGAUGUAAAGGUUUACACGGUCGCAGAUGAUUAUGCUCAUGCAGAGGCUCGAAAAUCUCCUGCCUUAGAUGGGAAAGUAGAACGAGAUCACGAAGGUAAAGAAGUUCGCUAUCCUGUCAUACUAACACCUAGAGAGAAAAUCAUUGCCAAGAAAGUAGCAAAAGCUGUUCGGCAGCAAAUCUGUGGAUUCGAUCUUCUUCGGGCUAAUGGAAUGUCUUAUGUUUGUGACGUAAAUGGAUUUUCUUUUGUAAAGUCAUCCAAAAAGUACUAUGAUGACUGUAGUCACAUUCUUGGUGUGUUAAUUACUCGAAAAAUAGCACCACGAUUGUGUUUGCCGACCAACUUGCCUCCAGGUACGGAUGUAGAUACUCCGCUGGUACCAACAACUUGUGGAGCAAUUAUGGAACUUCGUUGUGUAAUCGCUGUCAUUCGUCACGGUGACAGGACGCCAAAACAGAAAAUGAAAAUGGAAGUUUGCCAUCAGAAAUUUUUCUCAUUUUUCACUAAGUAUGCAGGUGGUUGGGCUCGUGAAUUAAAAAUCAAACGUCCUACCCAGUUGCAGGAAAUUUUAGAUAUUGUGCGAUCCAUUUUGGAAGAAAUUGAUUCUGGCCAGUGUACUGAUAAUUGUCUUCUUCGAAUAAAGCCAAAAUUUGAGCAACUAAAAUAUGUCUUAGAAAUGUAUGGGUCAUUUAGUGGAAUUAACCGUAAAAUUCAGUUAAAAUAUCAACCACAUGGAAUUGGUAAAGAAUCAAAGAUUGGUUAUUCAAGUAGUAUUCCAAUAUCUUGUGACUGUACUGACGAAUGUGACAACACCCAACCUUGCCUAUUAGUUGUCGUGAAAUGGGGUGGAGAAUUAACAGCCGCAGGCAAGCAACAAGCAGAAACUCUAGGAAAAGCUUUUCGUUGCAUUUACCCAGGUGGAGAUGGCCACUAUGGUAAAGAUCCUGGUCUUGGAUUAUUACGUUUACACAGUACUUAUCGUCAUGAUUUGAAGAUAUAUGCUUCUGACGAGGGUCGUGUCCAAAUGACAGCUGCAGCUUUUGCCAAAGGUUUCUUGGCACUAGAAGGAGAAUUACCACCAAUCCUUGUUCAGAUGGUCAAGUCAGCUAAUACGAACGGUCUUUUAGAUAAUGAUAACGAUUGUCGUCACUAUCAGCAGAUGGUUAAACGUCGAAUCAAUGAAGUUAUGUCAAAAAACAGUGAUUUCACCGCUGAAGAUAUUGCUACUCUUGUUCCUACCGGCGCACGUUCUAUAAUUAAUGCUAUGCAGUAUGUUAAAAGCCCGUAUAGAGCAUGUGGUCGCCUGUUUGAACAUGUUCGUCUGUUAUCUAAUCGUCUUGCUUGGCUCUCACGAAGUUCCAAAGAACGCAGUCGAAUACACUUGUAUCAAGGUGAAAGUUGGGACCUAUUGCUCAGACGUUGGGGAAAGCUAUUAAAAGAUUUUCGAUCUCCUGAAGGAGAAUACGAUCUUUCUAAAAUUUCAGAUAUAUAUGACAACAUAAAAUAUGACUUGCAACAUAAUUCUGGCAUUUUACUAGAAUCUGAGGUGCAAGAUUUUUUCAUGUGUGCAAAGUCGCUAGCUGACAUUAUUGUCCCACAGGAAUAUGGUAUAACAAAAGAAGAAAAACUAGUGAUAGGUCAACGUAUUUGUACUCCACUUAUGCGGAAAAUUUUAUCAGAUGCUCGUUAUACAGAUGUAGAUGAGUGUACACGGCUGCAUGCUGGCCAUCGCCCAAAUCACGGUGAACCUUGUCCCGAUUGUUAUUCAAAAGGAGUUGCUUCACCUGAACGAUUUGUUCGUAGUCGCUUGUAUUUCACUAGUGAAAGUCAUAUUCAUUCAUUACUUACUUGUCUAAGAUAUGGUGAAUUAGCAGACAUUGUAACAGAUGAACAAUGGAGACGUGCUAUGGAGUAUGUGUCGUCUAUUUCUGAAAUUAAUUAUCUCGCUCAAAUUGUAAUUAUGAUUUAUGAAGAUCCUACUGUGGAACCGAAAACUGAAAAACGAUUCCAUGUUGAAUUACACUUUAGUCCUGGUGCUUUUGCAUUAUGUCAUGAUCUCCCUGAAGGGAGUGGUUUUCGAUCGGGAAAAUUGGUGCGUCUAAAUUCUCAAAUGAGUGUAAUGAGUAGCGGUACAUCUGUGGAUAAAGGAAGUUCCGACUCAAUGCCGCAAUCAGCAAUCCCUUCUGUUACACCUAUUGUUCCUGCUAGUGAACAAGACAGGAAAGAUCUGUUUGAUAAAUAUAGUGGUAGACAAACAGAUCGAAGUAGUGAAUAUCACCAGAAUCUUGGGUCAUUUGACUCGAGUGAAUGUUCAUUCUCGGGAUCUUCCGCUAACGACAAAGCUUCAGGUAAAUCUACAACAAUGGUAUCAAAAAAACUUGAUUCUUUAGAUUUGUUUCGUUGGAGUUUUGAUAGUGAUAGGAAUACGUAUGAAUUAUGUAAGAAUCAAACAGAGACUUUUAAUGAUUCAUCUCUUACCGAGCAAUGUCCGGUUCGCAGGUCACAUAGUGUUCGUUGUAAUCUCGCUUCAAAUGUUUCUCGAGAAAACACUGUUAAUCACGAAGAAACUUUGAUUGUCAACCACAGAUCGCAAUCUCAAGGUCGUCCUUCUGUUUUGCCAUUAUCACCUGUACCAUCAACCUCUACGCUAGAAUUAAUUGGGACUCCUACAGCGUCAAAUACAGAAGUUGGUAUUGGACGAUUUACUGUCACGCGGUUCACUGAUAAUAAAAGUAGUUUGGGUUCAACUUUUCCAAAUGAAUCGAAAACUGAUAAAUUAUUGUCGACAUUACCGUAUACAAAUAAACUAAAAACAUAUCACCUCAAACAUUUUUCACGUUCGAAUUUCUGCCAAAAUUCUGCCCGUAAUAGGUCUAGUUCAUGUCAUCCUGAUGUUUAUAGAAGGAAAAAUUUAGCUACAACCCUAUCAUCAAAACCUAGAUAUUCAUGUAUUUCAAAAUUACUUCAAACGACAGGUAAGCUUACUGAUUUUGUCGACUUUAAGAAAUAUGAUUAUAAUGAAAAACUGUCUUUUGAAUGUUCCUGUUCAAAUACUAAUUCGUCACGUUUCGCUCCUGUAAUUCAAUGGCUUUCAAAGCAGUCAGAACACUUAGUGAAAUCAGAUGAAAAAUGUGACAACGGGGAUCACAAAUCAAAUCCAAUCAACAUAGAAGACAAGAGAGUUCGAGAAACACCGAAAUGGCUAACUUUGGGGGCUCGUAAAUUAUACGAUUCGGCUGGUUCAAAUAGUUCUACUAGAAUAAAUCAACAUAAUAGCACAGGCUCUGUUCAUUCAUCAAAAAAUCAAGAUUUAACUUCCACAUCUACUCGAGCUCGUUUAACUCCACUUCCUUCUGAUGAACCGGUGUGUCCCAACGAAUCGACUCAAUUUGCAAUGGAUUUGCCAUUUAGUCAAAUUAAUUCUCAACCAGUCAACAAUUUUUUGUCAUCAUCUGGGGCUGACAGUGGUGUAGAUGAUGAUCCUGUUAUCAACCAAACUUUGAAUGCUAUCACUUACCCUAGUCGUCAAAGUCCAUAUCAUUUAGAUAUUGGACGUCUUAUAAGAGAAACUGAACAGAUCUACAGACGUUUCAGUUCUGCAGCCCGUAAAUUAUAUGUUCUAUACAACACUUUUCAUUUAUACAGUGUUCGUUGUUUUCGCGUAACAUCAUUUGGCAUCAUUUUUGUAUUAUUGCCUGUUUCUAGUUUGAAUAGAUGGUGCAUGGUUUGUUGAUACAGUACAUUUCAUUUGACCUGGACUAACGGCCUCUGUUUAAUUAAACUAUUGUAUUCAAACAUCUGACCUAUAGUACUUAUAGAUAAUAUCUGAAAUGAUUAAAUCAUAGAGAUUAAGAAACACUACACUUUUCAUAUUUGCUAGUGGUUUUAAAUCUUACUUACUCUCGACUGUCACCAUAUUUUUCACCAUGCUCCUAGUAUGGCAUUGAAAUCAUGAACUGAUAUAAGUUAGGUAAAAACUAGAAGCCUCGAAGUACUGGACAACCGUUUCGUCCCAAUAUUGUGACUCCUCGGCCGUAUGCAUCCACGACCUUGUUCAAGUUUAACUUCAAUCAAUUCACGGCUUCGCGUGACCAUCUUCCAUUGACUUAAGUGAGUACCUUUCCCACACCCAACAGAAUUUUCUCCAUUGAUCACGGCUGCUUACAAGUAUUCUGGAAGUUCCCUCUCGAAGCUAGUCACUGGUAAGCUCAUGAUAAUUUUCAGCAUAGUUUUGCGGAAAUUGUUUGGCGUCCUCAUUUGACGAUGUAGGUCCUGAGUUAGAUUCCUGCCUACGAGGUCAUGGGUGCAGAUUGCUAGGGAUUCCCAUACUAGGACGAAACGGCCGUCCAGUACUUUCAGGUUUACAAUGGUUGUCCAACGUAGAUUGCUUUGUAAUUUCAACGAAAUUCAACAAUCUCCUUAAGCCCAUACUGAAAACUUCCUUUACUGGUUUUCAAUGUAAGCAGUGAGUGAUUUUCUUAAAGUCGGUUUUUGCUUCAAAAUUGCUUUUUAAAACUAGCUUAUUGUUAUUAGGAUGGUAUAUAUUAUUUGCUUCUCUCUUAUCAUCAGCUGUUAUAAUUAGUCAUACCAUUUUUGUUAGUCGGAACAUAAUUUCUCAUGUAUAUUUAGUCAGUUACUGUCGUAUUAGUGUGAAUGCUCUUAAGGCUUCAUACAUUACUUACUUACGCUUGGAAGCUUUUUGUUUCAGUAUAUUAACUAUUUAUCGCCUUACAACAUUUUGUUUAUUCUAGUUUGUGUUAGGUUUCUCAGUUCUUAUGUUUAUUUUUGUAAGGAAAAAGUACAAGAAAUAUAACCAUUACAUAUCUCUGUGCUUCUUUUUUUUCUCUACAAAAAUAACCAAAGUGAUGCUAAAUAAUAUCAGUUAGAUAAAACGUCUAAAUGAUACUUUGUAGAUUAUCACUUAAAUAUAAUUACAACCGUUGUAAAACAUUUAAUCCCUUUUGAAAAUUAUAAUAGUCUCAUAUAACGCUAAUGUGAAAUGCUGUUUGUAUGUUCGCUUUUGAUUUUGUAAAGUUUUGUCUGCUUCAAAUAUAAAACAAUAUGUUAUUCUUUCAAAGCAGUCUUAUUCGGUGAAUAUCUAAAUAGAUUUUGUUUUUCCUAACAAAUAUUCUCAUCAUGUUUUAUGAGUUUAUAGUAUUAAAAUAUCAUGUGUAUAACAACAGUAUAAACACUUGUAAUUCUUAGUUUUUCUUAUACUCAAAUGUAGUAUAGUUACUGAAAAAGAAAGUUCGGACUGAAUAUUUCUAUAGGUUUUUGAUGUUUUUGAAAUAACUAUGCAUGAUAUUGGAAAGAUUUUCAUUCUAUUAUAGUAUAAGGCAUUAAUAGGUUUCAAGUUUGUUUUUUGCUUUUAUUCCAUUUGAUGUCGGUUUGUUGCACGUCAUUUAUGGAUGCAUGUUUUUCCAACUUUUAUUUUAUCAUCUACACUUAUAAAAAUACUAAAUGCAUUCAUCAAUAUUUUAUUUGAUGUACUUAUAGAUGGCAUACCUUUUUUGUAAUUAAAAUUAUCACGUGAAUAUCUAAAUAGUACUUUGAUACUAAUUGUAUGUAAUAUAUGUAUCUACCAGUUUUACCAACUCUACAACAUUGCGACUAACUUGUAGUUCGAUUUCAGUUCUAAAUUUUUUGAUACUCUAGAACAAAUAAGUUUGUGGUUAUCAGUGCUAUCCAAGACGGACGUUAUUUAAAACUCAUCAACUUAAUGUAAUUGAAUCCCAGUGUUGUUAACACUAAGAUAUAGAUUAAGUGUUUUACACUUCAAAAACUUAGCUUGUUAGUCUAGUCAUUGCUUUGUUCAAUGGGUAUGAUAUAUACAUUAUUACCGGUUCUAUAGAACCAGUUAGCUCAAGAUGCACAUGUACCACCUAUGAUUGGUCAAAAUCCAUUCUUAAAUAUCAACAAAGGGAUAUCUCUAACCUUUUCUAUUAAUGACUUCAAAUUUCUCAGUUUGAUAGAUCGAUAAAUUGUUCUAUGUAUCAACAUAUUUAUUUAUUCAGAUAUAUAAACAUUGGUACAAGGAGGCAACAAAUAUAUGCGCGCCACACUUCGUCAUUCGAUUUGUCUGAAGGUCGGGAUACUUCCCCGGCGUCCAAACCGAAGCAUACAUACAUAUACAUAUACUCAUUUACUGAGAUUAUUUCCUUUAGCUCAUUUUCAUCAUGUACCUUUAUCUGUUUGUAUUCUUGUAGAUUUCAUUCAUUCUGUUGGUAAUUUACUAAAUAGGUUCGUUAAGUUUUUUAUUCUUUUAAUAUCCCUUUUUUAACGGCCCCACUGCACCUUCUCCCUCACGUUAGCCUUAUCGUUUUCCUUACUAAACACCAAGUUGUUGUACAAUUUCAUUCUCUUUUAAUUUAUCAGCAUAAAAAUUGUCAAGCUAUUUGCUAGAAACAUUUCAAUUAACUCAGACAAACUCAAGUUUCAAAGUAAUAGUUCACCAUUUCUUAUUUAUAGCAAUUGAUUGUCCAAACAAAUAAUUGAUAGUUAUAUUCAAGGGUUACUAGAGAUACAUCUACUAAAAUGAAGCAAAUACACGAGAAAAAUGAAAACUAUUCAUCACUAUUUGUUCCAUUUUUUAGCUGUUGCCACGGGAGCGCCGUUUGCACCGCCAAUAUGUCGAAGUCUUAUAAGUACAGCGGUUAUACGUGGUUCACGUGAUGAUAGCCAAGCAUCUAGUAGUGUUCCUGAUUUUAAGAGAUUAACAGAAGAUAUAAGCGUGGCACCACGAACAUUAACACCUGGAAGCUCUCAAGAAUUUUUGGUUCCCAGUGCGCCAUGUGUCCCAGAAGUGUACCCCCUGGAAACACUACAUAACGCUUUAACUUUAAGUCAAUUGGAAGCCUUUCUUGUUCGUUUAACUACUCAUAAGUUUCCGACUCCAUUUACAUCACCGAAACACCCAUCUACUCCUGUAAAUUAUUAUCACCAUCACCAUCAACCUCAGUUAAGUCAAACUACUCUUGAGUUCUUCUCUCAGUAUCACGACUUGUGUACUAAUCUAUCUUCUUCACUUCCGAAUUCUACUGGAGAUGAUACUGCAACACAGGACUGUUCCAAUAUUGUUGAUGAAGCCUCUACUCAAGUACAGCAACCUGUGUCAUCAAAUGUUACGUCAAUAAUCCCAUCCGCUUCACCGUUUCAAAAAAUUACUUCCGGAAAUACAAAUUACCAACAGUAAAUCAAAAAAAUUCCGACUGUCUUUUCUUCCCUAAUUAAUAAAAGUCGAUUUCUUCAUCUGUGGAUAAUUGAAGAAUAUCACAAAUUCACUUUUGCCUCUGCUUCUGUAUACAUAUAAUAAACAGUUUUCUUCUAAUCCUAUAUGAUCCAUUUCAUCUAGAUAUUGAUCUCUAAUUAAUCGAGUAUUUAUUACUUGUUUUAUUUUAUUACCAAUAUUUUCUUAGAAUUUUUUUCAGUUUGUCUGUAAUUUGUUUACUCUUUAGUUCCUUGUUUGUAUAUAAUGGUUUUCUAAUAUUGCCUUUUUAUUUUGUGUACUUUUUUUCUUUUCUGUUAGUUAUUUAAUAAUAAUUCGAGAAAAAUACAGGUAUUGGUUUGAAUA
Molecule: messenger RNA, 8257 nt
Organism: Schistosoma bovis
Lineage: Eukaryota; Metazoa; Platyhelminthes; Trematoda; Strigeidida; Schistosomatidae
Source: the annotation of a GenBank genome assembly